AUGCAGCUUCGACACGGCAAAGGGGCCCGCGCGGCAAAGGGGUCAUUGGUUGCUAUGAGUGCUCUAGCAGGUGCCACAUCCGCCGCACCUCUGCAGGUGAAAUUGGGAGAUGCCAAGAGCUGCUCACCGAUGAGCAUCGAAUGGGACACGACUGGGGGCACAGCACCAUGGACAGUGUCUAUCGUUCCUACCAACCACGUCUCUACCACGUUGACAUUCCCAAGCGGCUACACUAGCGACAAGACGUGGUCAUACGAUUGGGAUGUGCCAGGCUUCAAAGAUUCGGGUUCCAGUGUCAUCGUAGGCGUUUCUGACGCAUCCGGCAAGGUUGCGGGCGUCUCGCAAUUUCAGCCCAUCUCAACGGGUGGCAGCUGUUCCGCGCCUUCAGAGUCGCUUGAUUUUGUCUGGUUCGGGCCAGAGACAUCUCCGCGCGCCUGCAGCGCAUGGCCGAUCCAGUGGCAGGAAGACGCUUCGAACAACGGCAUCGGCGAUCCAGUCUCGGUUACAUUCCUGCCAGAGGGAGGUGUACCCUCAACAUACACGGCGUCAAAGGGCGACAAGAAGUUUGACUGGCAGGUGUCAUAUCCCCGCGGCACUCGCUUCACCGUUGCAAUGACCGACAAUGGCAAGAGCGGAUCAGGAGGAGUUGGCCUGAUCUACACCGUCUCCAGCGCUCGAGGGUCGGCUUCCUGCGAUGCUGCGAAUCCCGGUCUGACGCAAGGUCUAAUGGCUGCCACCUCUAGUGUACCCAAGCAAGCGACUCCAGCUAGCAGCAACGCCGCACACAAGGCGACGAGCACUUCCAGCAAGGGCAACACCUCCCAGAAGAGUGGGCAGCCCCGCAAUCCGAGUGCUGACGAUGCCGCCAAGGAAGAGAACAGUAGCUCGAACGGCGGGGCGAUUGCUGGGGGCAUCAUUGGAGCUCUGCUUGGUAUAUCGCUGAUUGCAGGAGCGAUCUUCUGGUGGAAGCGGAAAAGGGGCCAAGACGAAAAGUCAAAGCCGUUUGACGACCAAUUCGUAUCACCUUGGAGGUACGAAGUGGAUGGUCAGCCAGCAUCAGGUAGCGGUGGUCGCUUCCGCGCGAUGAGCUCCAUGUUCUCUGCUAUGGCAGGGCCGAAGAAAUCUGCAGCAGCAGAAGAUUCCUACGCGCGGGGCUAUGGAGCCAAUGACACGACGGGACUCGUGGCCGCAAAUAGGCUCGAUGGACAAGCGGAAACGAGCUCUAUCGGCUCUGUCUACCCCGCGACAGCUGCUGGCAUGCACCGACGCACACCAUCACAAUUUGGUGCCAGCUCCGGGCACGGUGCUCCGCCAAGUACCAGGACAACGCGUACGAACCGUAGUCGCGCUCCCAGCGUCCACUCCACCGUGCCAGAUGAUGCGCUUUUUCCGCCUCCUGCUCCUCGCGUGGUUCCGGAUGACGCUUUGUUCCCACCUCUAGCUUCUCGCGCGCCAUCUUCACUUGCUUCACGUAGCAACAUUGGCACUCCGAUCGGCGGUGUUGGUGCCGGAGUCGGAUCAGGCAUGGCGCCGGCGGAGGAGGCACCGCUGAACCCCAGCCAGAGGAGCAGCGAAUUAAUUGGAAAGCGAGAAUCCAGGUCACCUCGUCAAGGCCGAGGGGCACGCGCUUCCGAACUUGAUGUGCUAGAGCGCACCCUCAAGCGCGAACGCGACGCGGCACACCCUCCCAGCUCCUCUCAUACUGACCACGAGACUGCACUUCAUGUGCGACGAGAGUCAGCGCGCAGCGUGGAAGAUGACGUCACCACACGCUACCAUCCCGUUGGCAAAACAUCGGCAUUGGAUCCGUACACCCACAUGUCCACACUGUACGAUGAUGCGGAAGUCGCCUCUCGAUUGAAGCAGUACGAAGCUACUCGCAAGCAAGGGGAAGGGGCAAAGGCAAAGGCUUCCUCACCGGCAACUCGCGCGGGCGGGCUGCCCACGCCCCUGAAUAAUUUGCCAAGCCGCUCACCACCCGAAGUCGCGUGCGAAGUCAUGAUGCCCACCUCUCCGUUCCGCGACCCGCCCAAGACGUACACAGCUCAGCGGCUGUACGACACCCAGAUGCAGCAGGUGCAACCGCAGCUGCAGGCUCGACAGGUCUCGGAAAGCUGGGAGGAACAAAAGCGGCGUCAGCAAAGAGAGUUUGAGCAGCAGCAGCAGCAGUCUCGUCAGUAUCAAUCCAAGCCCGCGCUCGCACCGCACGGUCCAGCGCCAGGAGGACCAAAAAUCUUCCGCUCCCAAGCCGAUAUCAGGAGGUCUAGCGUAUCUUCGAUCGAUAGCGCUGACGGGCUCGCCUAUCUAUGA
Molecule: messenger RNA, 2310 nt
Organism: Ceraceosorus guamensis
Lineage: Eukaryota; Fungi; Basidiomycota; Exobasidiomycetes; Ceraceosorales; Ceraceosoraceae
Exons: 2
Coding region: 1-2310 (769 amino acids)
Source: RefSeq, a predicted model, not a curated record